UCUAAAUUUAAGUACUCAGUCGGUAUUAUCCAUUCGUCAACAGCUGAUGGUUGUUUUGAUCUAUUUUUUAUCUGUGUGCCGGAUUUCAUUGUGUCGGUGUUGGUGAAAAAUAGUGCCAUUUACCAUGUCAUCGGACAAAACGUUCUCUAGGAUUCAUGUCGUCGAGAUGAAGACAUUUUAGAGUGUUCAAGAAACAAUCUUCUCGUUUUAGAAAUCAAUAAAAUGUCACCUAAGAUACAGCCAGAUAGCCUAGAAAAAGGUUGUUAUAAAAAACUGACAUUUAGUUUAAUAAACGCCCUAAUAGAUGAAGAAAACAUUGAAAGUAUCAGAGAAUAUUUAAGUUGUGCUCCGUACGUUGUGCUGGAAACUCUACUGAAAGAAAUUUUAAAAUCGUCGGACUUAGAAGAGAAUAUCAGGUUUAACUCCUUGCAGAUGUUAUUGAGAGAGGACGUGAAAAGCUUGGAGACAGACAUGUUUCCCAAAUUUUACCAUAAACGAAUAUUAGAGAUAAUAUUGGAAAGAGGAUUGAGACUGCAGAACCUUAAUUUGAAGGGCUUAUGGGCUAGAGAUUGCCCUAAAUUAUUAUGCGAUCUCAUCAGUAAUCUUAAUGAGCUGAAAUGCUUGGAGAUACCUCAUAUAGCUGACGAUUCUGUGAUAAAAUCUCUGAAUAACUUGAAGUAUCUUAACGUUCUGAAUAUAUCUGGAGAUGCUUACUACAGUGAAGAAGGUUUAAAGGCAUUUAAAAACGAGUCACUGGUGGUACUGGAUAUAGGAAACUAUGGAAAUAAAGACCUAGGCUUCGGGGUAGAAACCAGCAUCUCUCUGGUGGCUGCUCUAAUAGAAAAUCUCCCAAAUUUAGCCGUGUUAAAAACCUACUCAUUCGCUGGUCACGCUCUUCAAUUACUACACCGUAAAAAUCCAGAUUUUGUCACGAAACUUACGUAUGUUUACGACACUGAUACAACCCUGGAUGUUUUCGAUGCCAUAGUUGCCACCUGUCCUAAGCUAAACUAUGCUUAUUUUCACACACCUUGUGAAGGAGUGGUUGAACAGUUUCAUCGUUUGAAGGAUCUACAUACGUUGAAAUUGACACAAGGGAACACAAAUGAACUUAUUAAGUACCUAAGCCAGUCACAAAACAAACUUGAGGUACUCAAAAUAAAUCACAAUAAGCUAGAUGCUUUGGACAUAGGACUUCUGGCUAGAUAUGCUGAGAACCUUAAAACUCUAGAGUGUUAUUACAUGAAUCUGGAAUUCCCCAACCUAGAUAAAUUAACUUUUAGGUAUUUAAGUAAAAUACAACUCAUUUACUGUGAUAUUAGUGAUAAGGAUGUUAUGUCUCUGAUGGUCAGUACUCCUGAAGCAAUUUCAAUCCAUAUUGGAUCUUCUGUGGAUUUUACCGAUGAAGAUAUACUAAGGUUAGUUACUGAACACAACUUUCCGCAACUAGAAGAACUGAUUUUUAGCUACGCAAGCAAUUUGACUGACUUAUCAGUGGAGUUACUGGUUACGACUUGUUGGAAUUUGAAAGUGUUGGGGACACUGUCCGAAUGGAAUAUAAGUGAAUUGGAAUUUAUAACAUUAAAGUUGUUAUUUCAGUCAACCAAUACCGAUGUCACAUUAUUACCAUUGUUAAAAAUAUACUAACUAGAAGGAUUACAAUCAGAUGAAUUUUACUGGUAUAUGGAGGGGAGGAUAAAAUCCAUUUAAAUUACUUUUGAAAUUUUCCUAUGGCAUAGCACAUAUUUGUUACCAAUUACACUUUUAGUUACGUAAUCGAAGGAGCGAUUUUUAAAUUCAUUAUUGGCCAAUCGUGGACUUAUUCGGCGUCGGGCUGACUAACUGGAAUUUAAAUUUCCCGCUGUCUCACAUUUAUUUAUUUAUUUCCUGACAUUAUUAUUCGUUUUUUGUAUUGCGAGUUUUUGGUUUAAAUCACUAAACAUCUCCCUUAGAAUUUUGACUUAUAUGUCAUGAAAUGAAAAUAAAAAAAGCGCCCCCUUGAGUUUGUUCGCGCACUAAAUUCAUGAAAUAUCGAUCCCUAUAUUUAGUUUAAUUUUUUUUUGAAUAUUACAC
Molecule: messenger RNA, 2073 nt
Organism: Sitophilus oryzae (rice weevil)
Lineage: Eukaryota; Metazoa; Arthropoda; Insecta; Coleoptera; Curculionidae
Exons: 6
Coding region: 223-1647 (474 amino acids)
Source: RefSeq, a predicted model, not a curated record